AUGCUCUCAGUCGAGGACAGCAUUGGUUUUCUGGCGCUGAGGCCUAGCACAUCUGAGGCUAUUCCUUCACAGUCAUCUCCACUUGACGUAACAUCCACCCUCAGUGACACAUUCGACCGUGUACGAGAUCUCAGAUUGAGACGUACAGUAGGGCUCCAGGCCAUCACCACAGAACAUGUUUACAUUCCACCGGAACUUGCGAGAACAUGGAUACACAACUACUUUCUUUACACUCCUAUAGAGACCUUUCUCAGUCUUGUUGACCGGAAAAUGAUCGAGAUGAUCCCUGACAUGCUGACUAUGAAGCAUGUCACUCUGGACCCCUGCAUUCUGGUUGUCUACUACAUCAUCCUUUGGCGUGGAUGUUACAUUCUCAACAGCAGAUCAUAUCAGAGUCCCGAUCGGAAAUAUGCAAGAUAUCUAUACAUCUGCUGUCUGCGCGCCUUACCAACUUGGCAACAAGAGGCGACUGGCUCAAUAACAGACUUCGUGGCCGCUAUUUUCAUGACUGGUGUCGCUACGGAAAUGUUCGACUGUGAAUUGAGCUUGGAAAUGCAUCAACUGGCAUGUGAUUAUGCCAAAGGCCUUCACAUGCACAGUCUCGAUGGCAACGACUACUUCGCAAUAACAGGAUCAACCAGAACGGACGACGAUCGCCGAGGGAUGUGGGAACUGAUUCAAACGGAUCUGUUCUAUCAUUUGAUGUACAACAAACCAGCAAAGUUGUUUCCCAACUUGGACAGCUGGCAAGUCAAUUUGCCGUGGCUUUCACUCGACUCGACCCCCGACGACAACACAAAAGUGGAUACCAUUGCUUUCCUAUUUCGCAGCCGGCUUACGUUCGUCCUGAUCCAUUUCUUUCAGACCCUGAAGACUGUAGACUGCGAGUCCGAAGCUGUCGAGGCUAUUGAGCCACUGUGUCACGAGAUCGAAGCCUUGUUCGGGGAAUGGAAUAUUGACGACUGGCUCGAACGGUCCGCAUACGACAUGAUCAACCAGUGGGUCCUGGGCGACUUGGUUCUCAACGGUUACACCUGCAUCAUCUUCAUGCUCCGCAAAGCCACACUACUAAAGACCAACUCGCCCAACCCAAUAUCGUCCGACGACAACAUUCCCAAGACCGAUCUUGCAGCGAGAGCUUGUCGCCGAGUGCUCGAAUUGACGUAUUUGAUGCUGCAUGUCUGGAAGUUUCCGGUAGCAGAAGCCAUCUCGUAUAUACUUGGCGCUUACCGAGCUCAUAUCGCGUACGCCCAUGUGGCUAGCAACGUGAUUAAUUCACCGAAUGCCGGAGAGAUGGGUGCUGAUCUGGACUUACUAGAUCGAGUAGCUCAUAGUAUCGAGACAGCUGCACAGGAAGAGAACGAUUUUGUACCCUUGGUGCGAGUAAUGAAGAAGAUCAACGCGGAAUCGGGCCACACUAUCGACUUUGGCGACCUAGCUCAGCGUAUCGAGUCAACUCGGAGGAUACUACAACGACCUCUAACAUACGCAGAAAAGGUCCUCUUCGCCCACGCCGACAACAUCGGCGACCAACCCCUGGAGCGCGGCAAAACCCAGCUCAAGUUACGUCCGCGGCGGAUAGCAUGCCAAGAUGCCACGGCCCAGAUGGCAAUCAUCCAGUUCAUGUCGGCAGGCCUCGACUCCACCGCCGUGCCGACAACAGUGCACUGCGACCAUCUCAUCGUCAGCCGGACGGGCCAGGACGAGGACCUCCCGCAGGCGUUGAGCACGCACAAGGAAGUAUACGACUUUCUUUCCAGCGCUUGUAAGAGGUACGGCAUGGGCUUUUGGAAGCCCGGCGCCGGUAUCAUCCAUCAGACCGUAUUGGAGAACUAUGCGUUUCCGGGCGGCAUGAUGGUUGGGACGGACUCGCAUACGCCGAAUGCGGGAGGGAUGGGUAUGAUUGCGAUUGGUGUUGGUGGUGCGGAUGCGGUUGACGUGAUGGCUGGGUUGCCGUUUGAGUUGACGGCGCCGAACAUUAUCGGCGUGAGGUUAACUGGUCGACUCUCUGGAUGGGCGACGCCUAAAGACGUCAUCAAUAAGCUGGCUGGGAUCCUGACCGUCAAAGGCAGCACGGGUUCCAUCAUCGAAUUCUUCGGACCCGGCACGGAAUCCCUUUCUGCGACUGGUAUGGCAACGGUUUGCAAUAUGGGCGCCGAGACGGGAGCCACUACGUCAAUUUUUCCGUACUCAGAGGCCAUGAGAGAUUAUCUACAAGCAACUCAUCGCCACGAUGUCGCUGAAGCCGUGGGAUUUGCGGCUUCAGAACUUCGAGCCGAUACAGAUGCCCAAUACGACAGGAUUAUUGACAUCAACCUGUCAGACCUGGAACCCAUCGUCAACGGGCCCUUCACUCCGGACCUCUCAACGCCAAUUUCAAAACUGUCGGAGACUGUAAGCAAUGAAGGCUGGCCGAAGGACCUGACGGCGGGGCUCAUCGGCUCCUGCACAAAUUCGUCGUUCCAGGAUAUGUCGAGGGCAGCAGAGCUGGCCAAGCAAGCUUUGAGCGCCGGACUAGAGCCCAAGAUGCCGCUCUUCGUGUCGCCGGGAAGUGAACAGACUAGGAAGACUCUACAGGAGAACGGGGUGCUCGAGGUGUUUGAGAAACUGGGUAGCAAGCUACUCACCAAUGCGUGCGGUCCAUGCUGCGGGUCUUGGGAUCGCCAGGACAUGGAAAAGAGCACCAAAAACUCCAUCCUAACCUCCUAUAACCGCAACUUCACAGGCCGUCUAGACGGAAACCCCGCCACGCACAUCUUCCUCGCCUCGCCAGAAAUGGUGAUGGCCAAGAUCUUCUCCGACGACCUCGGCUUCGACCCGACAUCAGAUUCCCUCACCACGCCCUCAGGCUCCGACUUUCGUUUCCAGCCCCCGGACGGGGAUGCCCUACCUGCCCGAGGAUACUCGAACACGGAUUACGUCUACAGCGCGCCACCGCCAACAGGUCGGGACGAAGUGGAGGUGCAAAUUGCCGAGACAUCGAAGCGCCUCCAGCGGCUCGCUCCCUUCGAACCGUGGAACGGCGCGGAUUUCGAGAACUGCGCCAUACUCAUCAAGGUCCGAGGGAAGUGCACGACGGAUCACAUCACGCCUGCCGGGCCGUGGUUCGCGUAUCGAGGGCACCUGGGGAACAUCUCGAACAACACCCUCAUCGGCGCCGUCAACGCUGAGACUGGCAAAGUGAACUCUGUGCGCAAUUGGCUGACCGGCGAAGAGGGUGAUCUUCCUGGCACGGCGCGGGCCUAUAAAGCAGCUUCUCAGCCAUGGGUCGUCGUCGGAGAUCAUAACUACGGGGAGGGGUCUUCGAGGGAGCACGCAGCGCUGCAGCCUCGGUACCUUGGAUGCGUGGCUAUUUUGGCCAAGAGCUUUGCGAGGAUCCAUGAGACGAAUUUGAAGAAACAGGGGCUUUUGGCGCUCAAAUUUGUGAAGGAAAGCGAUUAUGACCGCAUCAAGUCGUCUGAUCGGAUCAGCAUUGUCGGUUUGAAGGAUGUUGAGCCUGGGAAGAACGUGGCAGUGAGAAUCACGCCUACUGAAGAGGGCAGGGAGGCGUUCAGCAUUGAGGCUAGCCAUACGUUGACGGGGGAGCAGAUUGAGUACUUUCGAGAGGGAAGUGCGUUGAACUUGAUGGCGAAACGCAAACAGAUGAAAGAAGACGCUGCAGUAUAA
Messenger RNA from Colletotrichum karsti, 3666 nucleotides. Its product is annotated as aconitate hydratase. The record is from RefSeq and is a predicted model, not a curated record. Gene Ontology annotation, molecular function: 4 iron, 4 sulfur cluster binding; aconitate hydratase activity. Gene Ontology annotation, biological process: tricarboxylic acid cycle. Lineage: Eukaryota; Fungi; Ascomycota; Sordariomycetes; Glomerellales; Glomerellaceae. The transcript has 8 exons. Bases 1 to 3666 code for a protein of 1221 amino acids. Gene Ontology annotation, cellular component: mitochondrion; cytosol.